UCUCAAUUUUUUCUGCGUUGCGGCUGAAUUAUCAACAAAGCGGACAGUGAAGAACAGAGUUGCCUCCUCCGAAAUAGUGAGAGAGACUCGUUUUCCAUCAUUUGCGUUCAGUGCUCAAGUGCUAUUUCCAUUCCACUGCUCUUCUACAAUUUCAGGUGUUGGAAGAAAGAAUUCCGGGCAAAUUGAAAUUUGAAUCCUGGGGCCGCUAAGGUUUUUAGUCUACUGACGUUGUUAUCAGAAGUUUGGCAACCGAAUAUGGCAAUUUGCGUGUCAACAAACUUCGCAUCUGUUAAUACUCGAAAUUCAGCUGGAAUGCUAACUGUUCUUGGAGGAAGGACAUUGAACGACAAUUACCCGGGGAGAGCAAGUUGCAUGAAAUUGUAUGACAAACGAAAGUCAGUUUUGAUUCAUAUUAAGUGCUCUGCUAAUUCCCAUAGUGUCAGUCCAUAUCAUAGUCAAGACCCUUUCCUUGAUCUACAUCCUGAGGUGUCACUGCUUAGAGGGGAAGGGAACACUGUAGGCUACAACCCGAGAAAGGAUAAUUCAAGUGAAAACGUCUCUGAGAGCUUAGAUGUCACAUCUAGUCCUACUGGUUACAAUGAAGCAAAGAUCAAAGUUAUCGGUGUGGGAGGUGGAGGGUCUAAUGCAGUCAAUCGCAUGUUGGAGAGUUCAAUGAAAGGUGUAGAAUUCUGGAUUGUUAAUACUGAUGUUCAAGCUAUUAGAAUGUCACCCGUCUUUCCUGAGAACCGUUUGCAAAUUGGUGAAGAGCUUACCCGGGGUCUUGGAGCUGGUGGUAACCCCGACAUUGGCAUGAACGCUGCCAAAGAAAGCAAGGGAUUAAUAGAAGAGGCACUUUACGAAGCUGAUAUGGUGUUCGUUACAGCUGGUAUGGGUGGAGGCACUGGAACUGGUGGAGCUCCAGUUAUUGCUGGUUUGGCAAAGUCAAUGGGCAUACUGACUGUGGGUAUUGUCACAACUCCUUUCUCUUUUGAAGGACGAAGGAGGGCAGUUCAAGCGCAAGAAGGAAUUGCAGCCUUGAGAGACAAUGUUGACACGCUCAUAGUCAUUCCUAAUGACAAGCUAUUGAAUGCAGUAUCUCAAACUACCCCUGUCACUGAAGCAUUCAAUCUAGCUGAUGAUAUUCUUCGACAAGGUGUUCGUGGCAUCUCUGAUAUCAUAACUAUACCAGGACUGGUAAAUGUAGACUUUGCUGAUGUUCGAGCAAUAAUGGCCAAUGCAGGUUCUUCACUGAUGGGUAUUGGAACUGCAACUGGAAAAACAAGAGCAAGAGAUGCUGCAUUAAAUGCUAUUCAGUCACCUUUACUAGAUAUUGGUAUAGAGAGGGCUACUGGAAUUGUAUGGAACAUAACUGGCGGAAAUGAUCUGACCUUGUUUGAGGUAAAUGCUGCUGCGGAGGUUAUAUAUGACCUUGUGGACCCUGCUGCCAAUUUAAUUUUUGGAGCAGUAAUAGAUCCAUCGCUAAGUGGUCAAGUAAGCAUCACAUUAAUUGCAACUGGAUUCAAGCGUCAAGAGGAAAGUGAAGGGAGACCCUUGCAGGCAAGUCAGCUUACACAGGGAGAUACGACUGCUGGUAUCAACAGGCGACCCUCCUCUUUCAAUGAUGGUGGUUUGGUUGAGAUCCCUGAAUUUUUAAGGAAGAAAGGACGUUCACGCUAUCCUAGAGCUUAAAACAACUGCAUCAAAGGAAUACAAGUAAACGGCUUUAGGAAUUAGGUCCCCAUUUUGCCUUUUGACGCCGCCUUUUAUGUCAGUGUUGUGCAACACGCACCCAGUUUAUUCAUGUAAGCUUAGCUUUGUACUUGGGGGAGUUUUUUGUGCGCUUUAGCAGCAAUAUUGCAGCCUUAGCACUUGUCUGGUUGGCAUGGUCGAACAAGUAGGAUAAAUGUACAGGGAAUGUUUCAUAAAUCCGUGAUUCGGAGAUGGUUCUCGUCUA
This is a messenger RNA of Prosopis cineraria, 1954 nucleotides long. Its product is annotated as cell division protein FtsZ homolog 2-2, chloroplastic-like. Gene Ontology annotation, cellular component: chloroplast; cytoplasm. The coding region runs from base 256 to 1689 and encodes 477 amino acids. The record is from RefSeq and is a predicted model, not a curated record. Gene Ontology annotation, molecular function: GTPase activity; GTP binding. The transcript is spliced from 8 exons. NCBI's taxonomy places the organism in Eukaryota, Viridiplantae, Streptophyta, Magnoliopsida, Fabales, Fabaceae. Gene Ontology annotation, biological process: chloroplast fission.